Molecule: messenger RNA, 6328 nt
Organism: Amoebophrya sp. A25
Lineage: Eukaryota; Dinophyceae; Syndiniales; Amoebophryaceae
Source: the annotation of a GenBank genome assembly
UUCUACACACUGAGUCAAAAUCCGUAUCAGGAGACUCGCCAGUAACAUCUUGCACGACGUAGAAGUGUCAGUGUUCCGUUUCUAACAGUACAACUACGAGAGCAUCAGAUGACGUCCGUAUCGACAAGUAAGUGUCUUUCUGUCUCGAUCAUUCAGGAAUCGGCAUUGGAAGUCGUAUAUUAUCAGGAUCAUUACCACUUCGUUGACUGGCUUUCACUUGUCACAUUUCGAUGUUUCUUCGGUGACUGGCUAGACUCUCUUCUUACGUGAGCUCCCGUAUUAAGUGUAGGAAGUCGUGAGUGAGAGAACACAAUCGACCCAACCACCUCCGAAACUUCCCCCUUCCUCUUUCUUUAAUCUCCUAAACCCAGGAUACCUUUGAAAUGAAACCGAACAAUCCACUGUUUUCAAUUAUUGUUGAGUAAAGAUACUUACUAGACCAAUAUUCCUCGUCACAAGGAAACAAAAAACGACUGAAGGAAAGGCUUAUAAAGAAGGGAAAGCUUGUAAAGAUCUUUCUUAACUACGUAGUACGAAUGGAAGGAACAAUAACUACCUAGUGGAGCAACUAGUGGAAGGACGGCGAGCAGAUAAAACAACAACAACCUCUUAAAAGUCCGUAGAUCAUUCAAGAUGUCGGAGGACACAGGCGCGUUGCUAGCGCCAAGGGAUGUCGGUGCCGUGAGUCAGAUCGGCGUCGAGGCUGGUGAAGAAGACCCUCUCAUCGAUGACGUUUGGCAAGCUGGAUUGCAGGAGUUAUGUUCUUCUUGGGUCUUACAAUAUUUUAGUGUUUUUGUGUCCUUCUGGUGUCGUAGUAGGCUGGAUUGGAACUAUAUAGAUCCUUUCUUCAUAGCAAGAAUUAGGAAUUUCCUAGACUCCUUAAUUUCCAUUUCCCUUAACUACACCACACACCACACACACCUCCUAUAUGAUCCUUUCUUCAUAGCAAGGAGACAGCGCAGAAGUAGCACCAGAAGUAGAAGAUGAUGGAAGAGAUGUUGAUCCAUAUGAAGCCUUUGUCGCGGCUUUGCCUGAGCAGGAACCCCAGGAUCCUAGCAUUAGGAUUCUGGCCACUGGCGAACGUUUUGUGGAUCCUACAGCUUUGUACAGUGUAGGCAAUGGAUUGGGGCUGUUGAUUUAUGAAUGGGAAGAUAAUGUUAGGUAUGUCCUCAUAUUUUGGGUAUGUCUUAGGCAGAUUGAUUGCCGAGUAGAUUUGUCAUGUCUACAAUCAUGUCUUUGUCACGAGACGCUUAAAGCACAUAGUAGAGGUCCAAUCCGAAUCGAAUCCUGAGACAGUACCUCGUGCUAGGUAAAUGAUAUUCCCUUCAAUCAAAAACCAAGCCCCCAAGAAGAAGGAAGACUACGACCUUCUUUCCUUCAUAUCGCGGACGAUGAUGAUGGAGAAGGGAGUGGUGCAGCACAACCUGAGGGGGAAGGGCAUGCGCCGCAUGUAGAAGAGGGAGAAGAAGGUGGGAAUGGAGAUCACAGGGCCAAAAAAGCAAAAAAGGGAAAGAAGAAUCUUAGGAUCAAAGCUGAAGGAGAGAAAGGUAUUUUUUGUGUUGAUACAUCAUAGUUGAUGCAGAAGUAAAAGAAAGAAUCGUAGAAGGAAUUAUCAGAAGAACUGAAGGAGAUGAAGCUGGCACUAUAAGAAUUGCUAUCUUCUUGUAUUCUAUUCGUAACCUACUACUCGUUUUCGGAUAGCCGAAGAAUCAUCAAAUCUGAACGAGAAGCAGCUAUAGUCAUAGUCUUGUUUCAUCUACUUGUUCUAUGUUGUAAUCCACUGACUCUUAGUCGUUUAUUCUGAAUCUUCUGAAAAAUCUGAGUCUCAACCUCACUCAGGUAAAGACUCCAUUCUUGGGUCUCUGGGCGGCACGGACAUCGACUUGGGUGCAGAUAACUUUGAUUAUGGAUGACAUCUGCGAUGAUGGACAAAAAAUCAUCCUUUUUGUUUUUUUACAGAAUAGUUCCUUCUUGUUCUGAAAUAUGAUGAUUCAACAAAUUUUUGAUGGCUUCUUUUGUUAUGGAAACUUGUGAUUUGAUCCUCCUUCUGUCCAUCAGAAAUAGAUACUUUCAUUACCAUUAGCAUUAGGCUCCCUUGUCCUUGGAAAUGGAUAUUUCCAUCCUUCUCCUCCUCCUCCUCCUCCUCCUCCUCCUCUUCUAACCUUCUCUGAUGAUGAAAGUGCGAAGACAGAAGACCCGCAGAGCAGCUUUGAGUCGGAUUAGCUGCUACUUUGAUCCCGGUGACAAUUUGCAGACGUGCGUUCUGGUGGAUACUAUAUUUACGGCUUGAACAAGUUUCAAUUGUCCAAUGAAAUAAUGAGGCAAGAGAUUGUAGAUUUUUGAAGGUAAAGAAUAAUUUUUGAUUGGUAGGUACGCAGUCCCUCUGUGGCUGCACAUAUUCGCCCGAGGAUACAGGUCAAACUGUGUGCGGCGAAUCACCUCCUAUAAGUACUAUCCUACUUCUUCGCUAAUCGUGAAAAAGCACUUUGAUUUCAGAAGAAUUGAAUAUUCUAGUACACCCUGGUCUCCUACUACACUCCAUCCUACUACAUUUCUGCCCUUCUCUCCCUCUCGCUCCCUUCUCCGCUAAUCCGAACGCAUUCGGUGGAGUAGCCUCAGUAGCGGGACCACGAACGGGUCAUGUAAUGUGCUACAUAAAAGCGCUUUGGAGUACUGCUUUGUUGUUCGCCAGCUACGUGUUGCAGUUUAUGCUGAUCUUCUACCUCCAGUACGAUUUCACGGGCCCAGAAAGUAUCCUGUGGCAAGCGAAAUUCCAGUCCUUGAUUAUGGAGGGGGUCAACGACCGAUACUUUAAUAUUUAAUACGCCACGACGGACUUCAUGUUGAAUAAAAGGGUAGUAGUACCCCUAUUUGUAUUUAGAUGAAAUGAAAACGUGUAAGUGCUACUGUCAUCUGUUGUUCUAGAGAAGUAAACUCUUUUUUUUGUCUAAGGAAGGUCUACUACCUGAUUAUAAUGUUUUGGUUUAAUUUUCUCCGUCCACUUAUACUUUCUGAGCAAAAUAUUUUCUCGAGGAAGAUACCAACCCUUAUACAACUUUUGUUCCCGUGUAGAAUGAAAGAUACAAGUAGUGCUGUCCAUGAUCUUCUACUUUGUGAGCAUUCUUUUCUCGUUUGGUGGUAUCUUUUUGCUGAUGUUUCCAUAUAAGUAAUUUUAGAACAAGAAGAUGAAUACAUCUAAUCGCCUCAAGCCGAAUGGGAAACUUCCUUCAUUCAAGAGUGAGCUAGACGAAGUGUGCAGUUGGUCUGCCUCAAAGCCGUAUCUCCUGAUUCCAAUCACGCUAGUCCACGUGCUUGCCCUCAUGAGGGAGAUAUUUGACAAGUUGCGAGUGGUCAGCUGGUUCUGCUUCUCCUGUCAGCCCAUUCACGAAUGCAAAUCUUUUGCCCAUGGCAUUGGUAUUUUUUACCUCUAGUACACAAAAUACGCAGGUAGGUUUUGAUUUAUCGGAACUCGCUCCCGAUACAAAAAAAAAAAAAUGUAUUGUAUUGCAUUGCAUUGGAUUGCAUUGUAUUGUAUUGUAUUGUAUUGUACAUGAGUACAAAUUUGUUUGAUGUCUAAGUUAGUGGUCGUAGUUGAGGAUCAUCUGAUCUCAACAUCUACCUGAUGGUGACUGAGCAUUUCUUUUCUCUCUCCCCCGGAACCAAACUUGCCUUCAGCAAGCAAAAUGUUAAUAACAUUCUCUCCAGGUGUCGAAGUUGAUGAAGAGAAGGAUGAAGUCUCGGACCAAUUCGUGAUCUUUGGAUUGCCAUACUGGUUCCGAAUAUGUUUUUCGCUCUUUGUCGUGGUACCUCCAGUCAUCAUCUUAAGAAACGGAUUCAUUCCGAUUUGGCUUGUUUUUUUUGGGUUGUUUUUUCAAAUUUUUCGAGAUCAUCGAGGAAGGGCAUGCCCGUCAAACUAUGCGCUUUAGUUUACUUGAAAAACCCGUGCGGCCUGGCCGGGAGUCUUCAGGAGCGGACCUGCAACCUUGAACCUUGUCAAUUGUCCCGUCCUCUCAUAUUCCCCAACUAUUAGUAUACCCAAACUAUUAGUAUGGCGCCUUCUAAUGGAAGCAAUUAUCACACUGUCAUCCGGAUUAGAGUGGUACACAUCCGGAAAUGCAGCCGAAAUGUUCUUCAACGCAGCUUUUUUCAUCGUGAUCUUGGAAAUCGAUGAUUUCAUUUACCUGUGUGGAGUGCCCUCUGCGAGUAGACGGGAAGCCGAGAAGUCGAAGUUCUAUCUGACGAGAACAGCCAGACGUUUCGAAGUCUCAAUCUGCAAGUGGCUCUUCGGUGUCGCAGUCAUUUUAUGGCAGCUUUCCUUCUACAGGGUUGGCUUUUCAUUUUGUAUGUUUUUUUCGUAAUGCUGUCUCAGCUUCUAUGUCUGCACUCACUUCCUUCAGGGAGAAUAGGGUUCGUAAUUGCUGCGCAGUGGUUUUUAGUUUUUUGUUUCGUAAUGGUGACAAUAAUCUAUCUUGAUUUGAAAAUCUGAAGAGACACAUAAUUCUACAGGUAGGUACAGAAAAAUUUGUACUUACAGAGACUUUUGUACUUAGAGACUCUACCACCUUCGGACGCAUUUAUUGGUACUUGCAGUUAGAGAGGCAUUCUUUUAGCAUAGACUGGAGAAAAGAGUGGUCCUCUAGCUCUUCUCUCUAGAAAGAUGAAGAUGUAUUAUCUUCUUCUAAUCCUAGUUAUUGGCAUCCUUUACCUGUAUUGGUUCUACUACGUUACGCUUCCGCAACUCCUGCAUCGACGCACCGGGAUUCUAUUCGAUCUGUUAUGGGAAAAGACUUCAUCUUUGUUUGUUGUUGUUGUUGUACCUGUAUUCCUCGGCAAAGGCGGGAAGACCCUUCCAAGGAGAAACUAUAUCAGACACCAUAUCUCCCUCGUCCUGCAUAUUUAAGAGAUUCAAUAGUAGCCAACAUUAAGGCUCAACUUUCAUUGGUCAUUGGGGUUAGCCACUGAGAUCGGAGAGCUUUGAAGGUGGGCUCUUCCGUUCAGCAUCAGUGACCACUGACUGCUGACCUUCGGCAACACCUUCCUCCCUCAUCAAACUACAUAAACAUCUAGAGAGAGAGAGAUAGGGAGAUGAGGGAGGAAGAUGUUGGUGUAGUUUGAAUAUGGGCGAGAUAAAGAGUAUCUCAAUAAUCUCAUUCUCUCUCCCUCUCUAACCUCCGGUGAGAUCUGCUCUCGAAGAACGCACCGAGACAUCUACGCAAACAAGUGGGGUUUCAGCGAUUUGUUCAGCAUGUAUGUCGCAACGGACAAGGAGGCGGCGAAUGCUCUGAAAAAAGCCAAUGGGGGAAACAAACGGUGGCCGUGGCGGAAAUAAGGAGCUCCUUGUCCAUUUAUCAGGUGUAGAUAGAUUUAUGGAGAUAGGUCUUUCUUAGGAGAUAGAUUUUUGGACAUAGAUCAGAGCUUAGGCCAAGAUCCUAGAAGAUUUAAGUAGCAUAGAAGACUUAGGGUGGAGAUACGCAGAGAAUGCUCUGGGCAAGGCCAAUUCAUGAUCAGGUAGACGGUGGUGGAGUCGUGAAAAGAGAAGCUCUUAGAGAAAGUUACGGUAGUUGUACAUUAGGUCAGACUUAAGAAAAUAGAAUUAUGGUCUUUCCUCCACAGCAGAAAUCAUCGAAUUCAUAUUAAAACAGAAGAAUAAGAAGUACACCUAGUUCUACAACUAGGGCAUUUGUUUGAAUUUAACAUGAACAGUAAUAAUUCUACUGCAUAGACAAAAAUACUUGAAUUUACUUUCUGAAUCACGAAAAUUGCAGAACUUGUUGAAUAUCUACAGCCACGAUGAAGACAUACAAACAACACAGAAUACACAAGCAACACACACUUAUUACAUAUUUAUCAUGCUACAAUGCUCCAGCUAAGUAGUAUUUAUACAUACUUACACAGACAUAGAUGAACUAAAACUUCCUACAACAUAUCUAAAAAAUUGAAGAAAGUAGGACCACUGUCCAAAUAAGCAACAUAAAGUUUAUUGUCCAAAAAUGUUACUUGCGGUAUGAUAUCCUGUAGUUACAGACGUCUCUUCCUUCUUCGUAGACAUAAAUUUUCAUCAAAAUUCCAAGAAUCCAAUUAGAGAGUUCGUUAUACCCAAAGAAGCUAUCGUUCCUGUAUACACCACAUCAUGUACAACCUCCUACAUACUAUGUAUGCCCAUCUAUGCCUCCUAAAAGAAAAAUGCACAAUGAAGCAGAAGAACCCGAAAAACGUGGAAGAACAGAUGUAAGAUGAACAUGAAAAACCUCCAAGUGAAAAUUGCACCCAAAAAAUCAUACGUCCCGAAAGCUCGCAGAACUACACGUUCCGAAAGCUCGCGCUACUU